AUGUUGGCAGGAGAUGAUAUAGUGGGUCAGGAUGAAGUGUCGUCUUUGAAAUCUAGAAUUGCGGAAUUGGAGUAUGAGAACGCGUUAUUAAUAUUGGAGAAGGAGGAAGGGCAACUUGCCGAGAUGCCGACUUCGGUUGGCAGCAUAGACCCAUUUGUGGUUGCCGAAAUAACCGAGCUUCGAGUGCGACUGGGACAGGCCGAGAAUACUGUAGCCACAUUAAAGGAGAAUUCCACAACCACCAGUUUUACGAGCGAGGGACCCCUAGGACAACGAUUACUUGAAAAAUGUCGACGACUAAUGAAGGAAAAUGACCGACUCGGAGAGGCAUUGGUAACCAGCAGGAUUUCUCAGCUGGAACAGGGCGGCCACUUCCUUCAGGAGAAGGAAGCCGUCAUGGUCACGCAACUCAA
Gregarina niphandrodes is the source of this 413-nucleotide messenger RNA. RefSeq lists its product as hypothetical. Lineage: Eukaryota; Apicomplexa; Conoidasida; Eugregarinorida; Gregarinidae. The annotation marks the transcript as partial. The transcript has a single exon. Gene Ontology annotation, biological process: regulation of alternative mRNA splicing, via spliceosome. The record is from RefSeq and is a predicted model, not a curated record. Gene Ontology annotation, cellular component: nucleus.